GUCAGAUUAAGUUUAGAUGAAAGGAUUUAUGUGAAAAUGAGAAAUGACAGAGAAAUUCGCGGUAGACUACAUGCUUAUGAUCAACAUAUGAACAUGAUACUUAGUGAUGCCGAAGAAACCGUCACUACUGUUGAAAUAGACGAGGAGACUUAUGAAGAAAUGUAUAGAACUACGAAAAGAAACAUCCCUAUGUUGUUUGUGAGAGGCGAUGGGGUAAUUUUGGUUUCACCACCAAUGCGAACUUCGUAAUAUAAUUUCUUAUUCCACUAUCA
Leptinotarsa decemlineata (Colorado potato beetle) is the source of this 272-nucleotide messenger RNA. RefSeq names its product U6 snRNA-associated Sm-like protein LSm3 (gene LSm3). The record is from RefSeq and is a predicted model, not a curated record. Gene Ontology annotation, molecular function: RNA binding. Lineage: Eukaryota; Metazoa; Arthropoda; Insecta; Coleoptera; Chrysomelidae. Gene Ontology annotation, biological process: mRNA splicing, via spliceosome.